Messenger RNA from Plasmodium gonderi, 894 nucleotides. Its product is annotated as variable surface protein. The coding region runs from base 1 to 894 and encodes 297 amino acids. The record is from RefSeq and is a predicted model, not a curated record. Lineage: Eukaryota; Apicomplexa; Aconoidasida; Haemosporida; Plasmodiidae. The transcript is spliced from 3 exons.
AUGAUAUUUUUUUACUUCGAUUAUGACAACAUUUUCCCCCAAUGUACAACAUAUUAUAACAAUGCCACAAGCGAAAGUUUAUAUAAUAACAAUACUAAAAUUAAAAAUGCGUGUGAAACAAUGGUUCAUAUGUUAGGAGUUAAUAUAAAUAAGGAAAUAUUUGUAAGUGAGUGUCUAGUACUUAGUUAUUUUUUAAAUGGCAUAAAGUCUACAGAAAAUGAAAAAAAAAUACCUUGUAAUUAUUUCAACUACAAGCUAAAAAAUGUAUUGAGGCAGUGUAAAUGCACGUAUCAGGACACAGAAACUGCUUAUCGUCAUAUGAAUAAUGCUUAUAAUCAAGAAAAUUUACAAAAUUAUAAUAUUUGUAGCAAUGAUCUUAAAAAUCUUAAAGACGAUAUAUUUUUUAAUUUAUCAUUUCUGGAAUGGUUGUAUUUUUAUCUUGAUAUAUACAAUGGAAAAAAAAAUGAUGGUAGUUUUCAAUGUCCCUACGGAAGCUUUGAUUAUAAAAAAUAUUUAAUCUUUCUGUCAGAAUGUAAGGGUAAUCAUAGUUUCUGUGGUAUUAUCAAAAAAUUGCAAACAGAAAAAAGUGAUUAUAUGAAGUUUAUAUCUAAAUGUCUAAUAGAUGCUAAAACCUUAGGUGUUACCUCUAAAAUAAAUACAAUACGGGUUUCUGUAGCGACAUUUAUUGUAUUAUUUACAAUAUUAAUAACUGUAUUUGUUUUUUAUAGAUAUAAUUUUUUUGGAUUCUAUUUACAACGAAGAUUAAGAAAGAUAAGAAAUAACUGGAAUAAUAAAAAUAAUGAGAAUUAUAUAUUAAAUGAUAUCUUUGGAAUGAAAUACCAUGAUUUAAUUCAGGAUGAAUACAAAAUAGAAUACGCCUCAAAAAACUAUUAA